Messenger RNA from Cloeon dipterum, 2276 nucleotides. RefSeq lists its product as uncharacterized. Bases 208 to 1341 code for a protein of 377 amino acids. The transcript is spliced from 4 exons. The record is from RefSeq and is a predicted model, not a curated record. NCBI's taxonomy places the organism in Eukaryota, Metazoa, Arthropoda, Insecta, Ephemeroptera, Baetidae.
ACCAGCUGUUUAGCGCGGUAUAAUGCAAGCAUGAGCACGUCGUGUUGUUUGUUUGCGUUGUUGCAGUCUUAGCUGGAUCUCAUCUCUUCCUCUCUUGCCGUAGAUGCAGCGCACACACACACAUAAAAGUUAGCGUUUCCAGGGAGCUUGGGCCUUUUGUAUGGAUGAAAAUAUUAUGCUUCCUUGUUCAUCCAAAAGAGAGCUAAGAUGCUGACCGAGUUAGAGACAGAGCAGUUGACUGGAUUGCUCAGCUUGAUGGGGGACGAUGAUCUCAAGUCACUGACAAAAACCGUGACAAACACGCUUAUAAUACCCAACGAUGCAAAAGAUGCGGUGAGCACUAUUUUGAAGUAUUCGCCUUCAGUGGCGUCGGUCCUGGGCAGGAAAAAGAUCACCAAGGAGUUAGUUUUCCGCUACCUGCACAAAAUGAGGGUGAAGGGUGCGGAGCCAUCAAUGAAUAAAAGCAGGAUGAUCGAGCUCAUCAACAAACACUUUGAGAGCGACAAAAAGAGCAGAUUGGGCAAGGUUGCUAAAAGCCAGACUGAAGUCAAAAGGAACAAGCCAUUAGAAGUAACUCAAGUGAAACUAAAACGGAAGACAGCUGAGGACAGACAGGAAAUUAAUUUGGUACCAGCCAUUACCAAAAUUCCAAAGGUGAAGGAAGAAACCAGGCCAACUCCUGAUGAACCACAGACUUCAACGAGUAGUGCCAAUGAAGAAAAUAGAGUGGUACUAACUGACCAGCCUGUAUCUAAAAUUAAGGAAAGUGAAGACAUUGGUGAAUAUACUGAUGCUGAAGAAAUGAUAACUGAACAGUCACAAGUUCAAAUUGCUCAAAAAAUCCCAUCUGAUGGCACCCUCCAACUGUUUUCUGAGACUUUCAUCAAGUGGUUCUACGACCUCUUUAAUAAGGGUGUAGCGGACAGUGGACAGAAGUUUGGUCCUGAGCAUUUUUGGCCUGAUAGCCAACUGAUCAUCAAAGUCGAGGGUCCCAAUCUGAAUGUUGUGGAGGAAAGAAGCAGUGGAAAUGAGUCUUCAGCCCUUUUGGCUCAAAUGAGAUCACACUUUGAUGUCUUACUCAACCCAAACAUCUCUGCAGAUGGCGUUGUCGCUCAAACAGAGACGCAUGGCCUGAUCAAGAUUGUUGUUUGCGGCACUGCUCACAGAAAGGAUCUGUGUGUUGGGUUCUUUGAACAAAGCUUCCUCCUCAUAAGAGAUCCCACCAUGCAGAACAACUGGAGGAUCAAGAAGACUGAAAUGCAAAUGAAAACCACUAUUGAUGGUAAGUCUGGACAAGCUGAUUUAAAUGCUGCGUCGUUUUUGCCCAUGAUACUGCAGUAGGAAAUUACUGCUCAUCCUACAAACAAAGGCUGAUUAGCAGUAAGUUGUUGCAAAUUCAAAUCUACCAGAAUUUGUUAAGUUCAAAGAUAUCUAGUGCCUUUUCAAGAAAUAAAAUCGAAAUGGCUUUGAAUGUCAUUUGAUAAUUUUAUAAAAUUCACAGUCAUAUGUGUGUAGUUGAAACUGAGUUGGUUAAUGAUGGUUAAUAUACUGACAGUUAAAAUUUAAAAAAAUUGUAGUAAGUUUUGCAGAGCAAAACUGACAGCAAUCUUUCUCAAAAAAAAAAUAACAAAUAAUCUCCAGAACCCUGAUUACAUGUGAACCUUGGUCAACCCUUUAAAAUUGAAUGUGUGAACUCAACACAGUGCUCACAGCUGUCAUUUGCUGGAAUGUAGUGAACAAAUUAAUAUUAUAUUUUAAACGUCUUCUUCUGACCCUUAAUUCUUGGUGGGAUCCAAUAAAUUUUUAUUUUUGUUCGAGAAGAGUAAGCCUUCUUCACAAAUCAUACCAUUUUUAGAUGAUUCCAAAUUUUUGCUUUUCUUUCACUCAAUUUUAAGGGGUUACCAAUAACCGUAUGAAUCAUAGUUACUUUAAAAUAAAAUGAAUUUGUAUCAAACUGCUACUAUACUCGCUAUACUCAAAGUAUUAGGUGUGAAUGAUAGCAGAGUAUUUUGUUAUAAUUUUAUUGCAUGUCGUUUAUAUUUUGUAGAACAACCUCCUUUUGAUUUCACUCAUCAUGAGCUCGCGUUCUCUUCUCGCUCCUUUCAUGAUAGCCCUGUUUUCGGCAGCCCUUCUUGCCAAGUAUGGAAUAACUUGAUUCAAACUGCCAAAAGCCACUGAUUUAUAAACCAGGUAGUUUGCUUGAGCUGUAAAUUUAUUUUGUUACCAAACUUCUUUCAAUAAAUGGUUGGGAAUAAAUAGCACCCAAAUAUAAAAUA